CUUGUUAUUCUAGUCCAUUCUAUCUCUCUAAUACAUGUGUUGAUUCAUGCUUUUUGAAUCCAUGUGUAAGAAAUUCACCUCUAAAGUCUCCAAUUUUCAGGACAUUAUUUGUGAUCUUUUAUGUUAGAGACGGUGGCAUUGGGAAUUUGGGUUUGAUUGUGGGUGAGGAGGAUGUCGAAUUUGUAUGGAGAUUAUAGUCAAAAGAUUGAUUAUGUAUUCAAAGUUGUGUUGAUUGGAGAUUCAGCUGUUGGAAAAACCCAACUGUUGGCUCGGUUCGCAAGGAACGAAUUCAGCAUCGAUUCUAAGGCUACAAUUGGGGUCGAAUUCCAGACCAAAACUCUAAUUAUUGAUCAAAAGACUGUCAAGGCACAAAUUUGGGAUACUGCUGGCCAAGAAAGGUAUAGGGCAGUAACAAGUGCAUACUACCGAGGGGCAGUAGGGGCAAUGUUAGUGUAUGACAUGACAAAACGACAGUCGUUUGACCACAUGGCGAGGUGGUUAGAGGAACUGAGGGGCCAUGCAGACAAGAACAUUGUGAUCAUGCUCAUUGGUAACAAAUGUGACUUGGGGAGUCUUAGAGCAGUGCCAACUGAGGAUGCUCAAGAGUUUGCUCAAAGAGAGAACCUGUUCUUUAUGGAGACAUCAGCUCUCGAGUCCACUAACGUUGAAACUGCAUUUUUGACAAUCUUAACAGAGAUAUAUAGGUUAAUCAGCAAGAAAACUCUUACUGCCAGUGAUGAGGUUGAUUCCACUGGGACUUCUGGCCUUUUAAAGGGUACUAAAAUCAUUGUUCCACUUCAGGAAGAGGGUCCAAGGAAAGGCUGCUGCUUUUCCUCAUAACUUGUUUAAGACUUUUUUUUUUUUUUUUAAUUGUUUGUAUUCUCAAUUUUCAGAAAUAUUUUCCUUUAGGUUGUCUUGUUUCAGAGAAAUGUAGUUCUUUGUAGAAAAAAGAUGUUGGAGGAAGAUGGAUUACCAUUUUUUUUAUAUGGUGUGAGCUUACACUAUGUGCUCACUCGAAAUUAAUAACAAGGAAAUUAACAAGAAGGAGGAGAUCUCA
Molecule: messenger RNA, 1057 nt
Organism: Humulus lupulus (European hop)
Lineage: Eukaryota; Viridiplantae; Streptophyta; Magnoliopsida; Rosales; Cannabaceae
Product: ras-related protein RABA4d
Exons: 2
Coding region: 172-840 (222 amino acids)
Cellular component (GO): endosome
Molecular function (GO): GTPase activity; GTP binding
Source: RefSeq, a predicted model, not a curated record